Drosophila ficusphila is the source of this 2560-nucleotide messenger RNA. RefSeq names its product transcription factor mef2A. The record is from RefSeq and is a predicted model, not a curated record. Lineage: Eukaryota; Metazoa; Arthropoda; Insecta; Diptera; Drosophilidae.
GCUCAACGUUUCGGACGCAGAAAAAACUGUUGCUGCUUCUUGUGAAUUUAGCUUGUGGUACGCGCGCGCAAAUAAAUCGCAAACAAUUUAAAUUGAUUACCAAUGAAUUUCUAUUAAAUUGUAUUGGAAAAAUUCGCUCGAGUGUCAAAAACCAAUUGAUUUAUGUGUGAGUGUGUGAAAGUGAGCUUAUGAGUGCGUGAAAAAAUGCACUAGCCCAAAAGGAAAAACACAAAAGGUGGAAAACAUCAACAAUGCCAGUUUAAAACAGACCGUAAAAGAUACUAGAGAAACACAGAGGGGUACUACACAAGAAAUAAAAAUAUAAAUACGAAAAUCCCGAUUCGGCGAUAGAAAUGCAGAAAAUCACAACAAAUAUGCAGCAGACAACGGAUCUUGACUUUGAUUUCCAGAUGCCGUGUCGCUAUUUCAAAAGUUCUUUUGCGCGUUCGCUUUCGCUGAACAACAACAACAACAAUAACAACAACGCCUUGACAUUGCCCAAGAAACCGCAAACAAACGAGGCCAAACAACAACAACAACAACAGCCACAACAGCAACUGGAGAAUCAGGAAUCGCUAGAGAGAGACAGCGAACAGGAUUCCCACUCUCCGUGUGCAACCCCGCCCCCUGCUCUUCCAGCACGGCGUCACACCGCCAACAUGAUACACUUUGGCGCCGCUAAUCAGCUGCUCUCCCCUCCGCCGCCCAACCACCCCCCGCCGCACCCGCCACACACCCCGCAGCAUCCGCAACCACCGACACAAUCCGCCAGGAAUCUCAAUCUCGUCUGGCCAAUGCAACCGACACAUCAGCAGCCACCAACACAGCAGCAGGAUGCCAAUAUAUUGGCCGCACCCAGCCACCACAUCUACGACUUGCCACAGCAGUUGCACCACCACCACCACCAGCAUCAACAACAACAACAACAACAGCAGCAACAGCACCACCAUCAGCAGCAGCAGCAACAGCAACAUCAACUAAAUGUCGAGGCUGUCAUAUUGCAGAAUCAGGUGGAUACCUUGCAUUGGCAAUUGAAACAGACCGAAACCAAUUGCGAGAUGUACCGAGCGGUGAUGGAGGAAGUGGCCCGAUUCUUCGAGCGCUACCAGCUGCAGCAACAACUCCAGCAGACCCAUCGCAAUGGCGAGCAGAUCGCCCGCUCCAAGAGUCUCCAUCAUGUUCACGGAGUGGGCAACACCUCGCUGCAGAGCGAUUCCCGAGAUGAUGACGCCUCGAGUGCCGGGUCCGCUUCAUAUCUGCGUGCCCGGAGCAGCACCAAUUUGAUACUGAAUAAAUCAAUGCAUGCCAUGAAUGAGGAGCAUAAUUAUGAGACGAUUGCGCCAGCUGGAAGCUACAAUGCCUUCAAGGAUUUCACUUGGCGUCGCUCGCCGAAGAAAUCCGGAGGCAGUGGCGGCUGCAAGGCGCGUCUGUCCUCUCCGGAGGCCUCCGAGGAGAAGCUGAACCAGGAGGCCUUCCGCUUGGCCAGAACCAUCAGGAAUCUGCUGCACACCUCGGAACAGCAGCCGGAUCUCACGCAGCCGCGCCACUCGUUGGCCUCCAUUGCGUCGCUGCCCUCGGGAAAUCACCGGCUAUGCAAGGGGAAAACCAGUUCGGUGAUGACGCUCUUGACACCACCAUUGCACAAUUCCACGAGCAUCAUGAAUGCCACACUGGAGGCUCCGUCGCCGGCCGCCAAAUCCAAUGCGGAACUGAUUUUCCUGCGGGCCAACAACAUGAGGGACUCGCGGCUUUCGCUGCGCAGCUCCACCGACAGUUCCGUGCAUUCCACCAUCUCGUCGACGGCCUCCUCCUCCUCGAAAGUGGAGACGGAUGAGGAGACCCCGAGCAACGGCAACCACAACAAUACGACAACCACCGCCAGCAGCAACACAGCCAUCAGUAAUAGCAACACUAAGCCCACCAGCGGUAAGCAGAGCGGUUCGAGCACCGAAGACGAGAGUGGUUUCAGUUCGAUUAGCUCCUUCCACGACGUGGGUCUGCCCUUGAGUUCCACCUUGAUGAACCAAAACCAGAGCCAGAGACGCCAGUCCAUGUCCUCAGACAGCAGGAACUCCACGCUAAAGUCGGGCCUCAAUAUGGUUGGCCUGCCGCUGCAAACCCAAACCCAAAUUCAAGUUCAGGUCCAGGCCCAGAUUUCCACCAGUCCGUCGCCUUCGAAAACCUAUCGCAAUGCGAAUCGCUAUCAGCGAUUUUCCACCUUAUCAAACGAAGAUGCAGCCGCUGUUUUGUGGGUCUAGAUCGCUGGAUAUCCUAUCAGAAAUACUUUAAUAUGAUUUUUUUCAACAUUUUCCUGGAAAUAAUUUUGAAGAAAGAUCCGAAUCCUUUUUUAAGUUUUGUAUACUCCCCCGUAGCUUCGUAGUUUCGUUUUUUCUCUAGUGCCUCCGCUUAGUGUUUAGUUGCUCACUUUUGAAGAGUGUUUAAUUUGUAAUCGAUUAUGUUACCAUUUAAGGACCAAGCGCGCAUUUCUAUGUUAACAACAUGUAAAUUUCAUUUGACCUAAGUUUUGCAGUAUUUAUAAAUAAAUGAAAAGUAAUUUAUA